CAGACCUUAAUUUAUUUUGGAUUAGGAUUUCCAUGGCACGUGAACUAGAAGAUAAUUUGAAAUAGAAGUUCUCUUUAUUUUGAAGUGACGGUCUUUAUCAAAAUGGUUGGAAAACUCAAACAGAACUUGCUAUUGGCAUGUCUGGUGAUCAGUUCAGUGACAGUGUUUUAUUUGGGUCAACACGCUAUGGAGUGUCACCAUCGAAUAGAAGAACGCAGCCAGCCUGUGAGGAUGGAAAGUGUGAGAAGCACAGUAAGAACUGCUUCCGAUGUAAAUGCAAACAAAACCUUUGCUUACAACAAAGACAUGCCUUUAAUAUUUAUUGGAGGAGUACCUCGAAGUGGCACUACCUUAAUGCGUGCCAUGCUUGAUGCCCAUCCGGAUAUUCGAUGCGGAGAAGAGACAAGGGUAAUCCCGCGAAUUCUGGCAGUUAAGCAGAUGUGGGCUAGAUCAAGCAAAGAGAAGAUCCGACUGGAUGAAGCUGGAGUCACAGAUGAGGUUCUGGACUCAGCCAUGCAAGCAUUUUUAUUGGAAAUCAUUGUGAAACAUGGAGAGCCUGCUCCGUAUUUGUGUAACAAAGAUCCUUUUGCUUUAAAAUCCUUAACUUAUCUUGCUAGAAUUUUCCCCAAUGCCAAAUUUCUUCUAAUGGUACGGGAUGGUCGUGCAUCUGUGCAUUCCAUGAUAUCUAGAAAAGUCACAAUAGCUGGGUUUGACCUUAACAGCUACAGGGACUGCUUGACCAAGUGGAAUCGUGCUAUAGAAACUAUGUAUAACCAGUGUAUGGAGGUUGGUUUUGAAAGGUGUAUGCUGGUACAUUACGAACAACUCGUAUUGCAUCCUGAAAGAUGGAUGAGAACUCUCUUAAAGUUUCUUCGCAUACCGUGGAACCAAGCAGUGCUGCACCAUGAAGAAAUGAUUGGAAAAGCAGGGGGUGUUUCUCUUUCAAAAGUUGAAAGAUCUACUGACCAAGUAAUCAAGCCAGUCAAUGUGGAAGCAUUGUCAAAGUGGGUUGGGAAGAUACCUGCUGAUGUCCUGCAAGAUAUGCCAGUGAUUGCACCCAUGCUAGCAAAACUGGGCUAUGAUCCCUAUGCCAAUCCACCAAAUUAUGGAAAGCCAGAUCAAAAAGUUGUGGAAAACACAAGGAGGGUCUAUAAAGGUGAAUUUCAGCUUCCUGACUUUCUUAAAGAAGUGCCACAGACUGAACCUAUGGAAUAGAAGAGACAAUGGAUAUUUCUUGCACAGAAGAAAGACUGCUGCCUUUUCAAUGGAAAUGAUCUUACAAGGACUGUCCCACUAGAUCAGUGAGGUGUACUGCUCGUGGCCUGCUUUUUUCAGUCUUCUCCCCAUUUUCUUUCAUACUGUUUUUGUUCAAAAUUUUGUUGUUGUGAGCGCAUGUAAACCUGUCUUAAAAAAAACCCAAACAAAACUGAUGUUAAUGUAGAACUGUAUUACACUUGCACAAUUCAUUUUUUUAAGGUUUUAAAAAAUGCAAAGCAAUGCCUGUCUCCAAAAUUGAUACUCUGUCUUAAUUCCAAAACUCCCAUCUUCAAAGAUAUUUUUUUCUUUUUUCUCUGUAGCAGUUUGGUUUUAAAUGUAUGAAGCUUUCAAAAGAGUGGUCUGUGCUUGUCCUAAAAGAUUUUUGGUGGAACAGUUGUUUGUUUU
Messenger RNA from Aptenodytes forsteri (emperor penguin), 1662 nucleotides. It is a transcript of the gene TPST1, whose product is annotated as tyrosylprotein sulfotransferase 1. The transcript is spliced from 5 exons. Lineage: Eukaryota; Metazoa; Chordata; Aves; Sphenisciformes; Spheniscidae. The record is from RefSeq and is a predicted model, not a curated record. The coding region runs from base 103 to 1215 and encodes 370 amino acids. Gene Ontology annotation, cellular component: Golgi apparatus. Gene Ontology annotation, molecular function: protein-tyrosine sulfotransferase activity. Gene Ontology annotation, biological process: peptidyl-tyrosine sulfation.